Messenger RNA from Herpailurus yagouaroundi (jaguarundi), 4560 nucleotides. It is a transcript of the gene FER, whose product is annotated as FER tyrosine kinase. NCBI's taxonomy places the organism in Eukaryota, Metazoa, Chordata, Mammalia, Carnivora, Felidae. Gene Ontology annotation, biological process: peptidyl-tyrosine phosphorylation. The record is from RefSeq and is a predicted model, not a curated record. The transcript is spliced from 20 exons. The coding region runs from base 439 to 2910 and encodes 823 amino acids. Gene Ontology annotation, molecular function: ATP binding; non-membrane spanning protein tyrosine kinase activity.
CCGCGCCCCGCCUCCUGGGAGGUGGGGGAGGAGGGGGUUGGGGGCCGGGCGGCAGCGCCCGCCUUCGGCUCGUGCCCAUUGGCUGGGGCCUCGAGGGUGCCCGAAGACCGGAGUGCAGUUUGAUUGGCCGCAGAGGCUCGUGACAGCGGCGCCCAUUGGCUGUGGUGGUCCCCGUGACGCGGGGUGGCGACUGGCUCCCGGGUCUGAGGGGCUCCUGCUUGUCAGGUUCUAGCUCAUGUUUUCUGGCCAGACUUAUGGUCAUUCCCGUGAGACUUCACUGCACAUUUUCUCAAGUGUGUUCCUCAUCCCUAAUGUGUAAUCCUUCAACAUGGACCUGCUACUUUAGCUAAGAUAUGACCAGCAAUGAAUAGUAGUAAGAUAUGUGCUGAUUAGAAGGCUCACAGUACGGAGUGGAGGAUAAGACAGUGCCUUACAAAAAUGGGGUUUGGGAGUGACCUGAAGAAUUCACAUGAAGCUGUGUUAAAAUUGCAAGACUGGGAAUUACGAUUACUGGAAACAGUGAAGAAAUUUAUGGCUCUGAGAAUAAAAAGUGAUAAAGAAUAUGCAUCCACUUUACAGAACCUUUGUAAUCAAGUUGAUAAGGAAAGUACUGUUCAAAUGAAUUAUGUCAGCAAUGUAUCCAAGUCUUGGCUACUUAUGAUUCAGCAGACAGAGCAACUUAGUAGAAUAAUGAAGACACAUGCAGAGGACCUAAAUUCUGGACCCUUACACAGGCUCACCAUGAUGAUUAAAGAUAAGCAACAGAUGAAGAAAAGUUUUAUAGGUGUUCAUCAGCAGAUAGAGGCAGAGAUGAUCAAGGUUACGAAGACAGAAUUAGAAAAAUUAAAGUCCAGCUAUAGACAGUUGAUAAAAGAAAUGAAUUCUGCCAGAGAGAAAUAUAAAGAAGCUUUAGCUAAAGGGAAAGAAACCGAAAAGGCCAAGGAACGAUACGACAAAGCCACAAUGAAACUUCAUAUGCUACAUAAUCAGUAUGUAUUGGCAUUGAAAGGGGCACAGCUUCAUCAGAAUCAGUAUUAUGACACCACACUUCCUUUGCUUCUGGACUCCUUACAAAAGAUGCAAGAAGAAAUGAUAAAAGCACUAAAAGGUAUAUUUGAUGAAUACAGCCAGAUAACCAGUCUUGUUACAGAGGAAAUAGUGAAUGUCCAUAAAGAGAUUAAAAUGUCAGUUGAACAGAUAGACCCUAGCACAGAAUACAAUAAUUUCAUAGAUGUUCACAGAACAACAGCUGCUAAAGAGCAAGAAAUUGAGUUUGAUAUUUCCUUACUAGAAGAAAAUGAAAAUCUUCAGGCAAAUGAAAUUAUGUGGAAUAAUUUAACAGCAGAAAGUUUGCAAGUAAUGUUGAAAACCUUAGCAGAAGAACUUAUGCAGACACAGCAGAUGCUUUUAAACAAGGAAGAGGCUGUCCUGGAGCUAGAGAAGAGAAUUGAAGAAUCUUCUAAGACCUACGAAAAGAAGUCUGAUAUUGUGCUUCUGCUAAGCCAGAAACAGUCACUUGAAGAGCUGAAACAGUCAGUCCAGCAGUUGAGAUGCACUGAGGCAAAGUUUACAGCACAGAAAGAAUUACUAGAACAAAAAGUACAAGAAAACGAUGGGAAAGAGCCACCUCCAGUAGUAAAUUAUGAAGAAGAUGCACGAUCAGUUACAUCUAUGGAAAGAAAGGAGAGGCUCUCCAAGUUUGAGUCUAUUCGUCAUUCAAUUGCUGGAAUAAUUAGGUCUCCAAAAUCUGCACUGGGCUCUUCAACAUACUCUGAUGCAGUCUCCAUAAGUGAGAAGCCCCUGGCAGAACAGGACUGGUACCACGGUGCAAUUCCCAGAAUAGAAGCACAAGAACUUUUAAAACAACAAGGAGACUUCUUGGUGCGAGAAAGUCAUGGGAAACCUGGUGAAUAUGUCCUUUCUGUAUAUUCUGAUGGACAAAGGAGACACUUUAUCAUACAAUUUGUUGAUAAUCUGUAUCGAUUUGAAGGCACUGGUUUUUCAAACAUUCCUCAACUAAUAGAACAUCACUAUACAACAAAACAGGUCAUCACUAAGAAAUCAGGUGUAGUUCUGCUGAACCCUAUUCCUAAGGAUAAGAAAUGGGUUCUCAAUCAUGAAGAUGUCACGUUGGGAGAACUACUGGGCAAGGGGAAUUUUGGUGAAGUAUAUAAGGGCAUAUUAAAGGAUAAAACUGCUGUUGCUGUUAAAACAUGUAAAGAAGAUCUUCCUCAGGAACUGAAAAUAAAAUUUUUACAAGAAGCCAAAAUUCUCAAGCAAUACGAUCAUCCCAAUAUUGUCAAACUUAUAGGCGUUUGCACACAAAGACAGCCUAUCUACAUCAUCAUGGAACUGGUUCCAGGAGGUGAUUUCCUCUCCUUUCUGAGAAAGAAGAAGGAUGAACUAAAACUCAAGCAGUUAGUGAAAUUUUCAUUAGAUGCUGUUUCUGGUAUGUCCUAUCUCGAGAGUAAAAACUGUAUACACAGGGAUCUUGCUGCAAGAAACUGCCUGGUAGGUGAAAAUAACGUUCUGAAAAUCAGUGACUUUGGAAUGUCUCGUCAAGAGGAUGGUGGAGUGUAUUCAUCUUCUGGCUUAAAGCAGAUUCCCAUUAAAUGGACAGCACCAGAAGCUCUUAAUUAUGGGAGAUACAGUUCUGAGAGUGACGUGUGGAGCUUUGGCAUCCUCCUCUGGGAGACCUUCAGCCUAGGGGUCUGCCCAUACCCUGGAAUGACAAAUCAGCAAGCACGGGAACAAGUGGAAAGAGGAUACCGAAUGUCAGCCCCUCAGCAUUGCCCAGAGGACAUUUUUAAAAUUAUGAUGAAGUGUUGGGAUUAUAAACCUGAAAACCGUCCCAAGUUCAGUGACCUUCAGAAAGAGCUGGCUGUCAUCAAGAGGAAAAUCACACAGUGACGGACCACUGCCAACAGGCUUCAGGACCUGGUCCUCCAGCAGAGUGACAUUGUUCUUGUUAACGUUGAGUUUAUACCACAUUACCUGCAACAAUUUUCUAAGGUGGUUUUUGUUAUUAACUGUUUUUUAAAUAUGCGCCACUUACAAAAAAAGGGUGGGGGGGAGGGCAAAGGCAAAUGUAUUCAAGAGACAGACACUCUUACCAAGGGCUUUAUGUGCUCACCACAGCAAUCCUGCCAUUUCAGGCCAUUGUAAAUAGAUAAGCACAGACUCUCAGUGUGAGGGAAGGUCAGAGCUUUUUCACACCAGGACCACUGAUGUUCCUCAAAGGUUCUCUACUUCAGGCACAGUUCAUGGGCCACUGUCCUAUGCCACUGACCCUACUCAAUCGGUGCUAAAAGCAGCAUUGGUGAUGCCAUGUUCGCAGGAUACAUUCCAACCAAAGGUGGCUCUUUGCUCUGCCAAGGCAAGAUUCUAUUUGUAAACAUCAUUUUAUAUUGGGAAUUAGUUGGACCUCUUAGGGUUUUUUUUCUUUUCUUUCUUGGCCAGAAAUAAGUACAGUGUGAGCAGCAUCACACUCCUGUAUUAUUAGUAAGGUAGUCAUUUCCCAGCUCCUUUGUCCUGGCUUUGGACAGUGAUGCACAAGAUGUCCCCAGAGAACACAGUCUUAGGCCUGAAGCAGCAGCUUUUAUAGGCUGUUUUUGAGAGUCGUGCAUGAAGGAAGCUUGAAUGGGAGGGAGGUCUGGAGGAAGGAGCAGCUAGACUAGCAAUCUAAGACAAGAGGAAAAUAGAAAAUCUGCCUUCUGAUCAGAGUUAUGCCUUUACAAACACACACACACACACACACACACACACACACACACACACACAUUUUAUGAUCUAAAUUCACAAGAAAAGUUCUAAGGAAUGUUUUUCAGAAGUUCAUAGUUGGAGAUUUCUUAAUGGCAACAAAAAACUGUUUCGAGAAACUCCGAAGCACAAGUCCACAGUAAUCACAGCCUACUUUUGGUUAUGUACCUUCACCUCAGAGGAGGCAUCCUAGAAUUGCACUCCCUUCGCUUGUGUCAGUUUCCAGGGCUGAAAGAAUUUCAUGAUUCUAGUCCAUAAACAUAUUUGUGUGUGUACACACAUGAACAUGUGCUAUACACACAUACACACACACACACACAACCAAUAAGCAGGAGUAACAGUUAAUAAGUUGAGGGACAGCCCUCCUGUUCCCCUUCCCCGUUCAUUUACCCUUAUAAUGCUACCUGGAAAUCCUUAUCUUAGCUGACAGGUAUGCGAGCACAGUUCUGGAGAUGCUUCCUGUGCAUAAUGUGUGACACAGAAUUAAAAGCAAGAUUCUGUCUGGCUGAAUGUUAGCUACAUCCAGGGAAGCUACCCCAUGUCGUGUAAAUAGUUGCUGCUCAGGAUAAAUAUGUGUGUAAGAGAUGGUCACUCUCAGGGGUCAGUGCGGCUUGGGAGCUUUUAAUAAGUGCCCAGGCCUGUGUCCAGAUAAAUAGCACCUUAGUGAUCAUUUGAUUAUAUCCAUUGGAAGAGCUUAUAGGAGAGAAAAUUCCUCCUGCCCUCUCUGGCUGUUCACUGCCUAUGAAGAUCAUGGCACAGAACCCGUACUUUAAAGAGUAUAAAGGAUAAUACUGAAGAGAA